This is a messenger RNA of Penicillium crustosum, 726 nucleotides long. Its product is annotated as PEX11 family protein. Gene Ontology annotation, biological process: regulation of peroxisome size; peroxisome fission. The record is from RefSeq and is a predicted model, not a curated record. The coding region runs from base 1 to 726 and encodes 241 amino acids. The transcript has 3 exons. Gene Ontology annotation, cellular component: peroxisomal membrane. Lineage: Eukaryota; Fungi; Ascomycota; Eurotiomycetes; Eurotiales; Aspergillaceae.
AUGGCUUCCACUUUACCACUCGACCACUCUUCUUUUGCACAUUUUUUGCGCUUUGUUGCAACCACAGUGGGCCGUGACAAGAUCUUACGUACUCUGCAAUACUUCUCGCGCUUUUACUGUUGGUACCUUGACCGUGCCAAUCAACCGCACUAUGCCAUCCGUCCCUUCGAAGUGAUAAUAAAGCAGUUUGAAAUAACUCGCAAGAUCCUGCGAGUCGGAAGUUUCGUUGAGAAGUUCAACGCUGCCUCCACCGUGCUGAGGAAAAAGAGUCCUGUGGAUCCUGUGCUUCGCUACCUUACUGUCAUCGGUCAUCUUGGCUAUGGCAUCUAUCUUGCCCUCGACACCAUGACUGUCAUGGACGCUAUUGGGGUGCGAAAGAUGGCCGCUGCGAAGAGAAUGCAGAAGCUUGCCUACCGUGCAUGGAUGGCUGGGCUAACCUGCAAUGCCCUGGCUAGUAUCUACUCGCUGUGGAAACUGCAGCAGAAGGGGAAGACUGCCAACCGUAAAGAGGGCAAGGGAGCCAUCGAGGUGAGGAAGAUUCACAGGGAACGCUUUAACACAUGUGCUCAACUAAUGGCGACCCUAUGCGAUUUAACCAUACCCAUUGCCAAGCUCGAAUUCGCCAACAUCAACGACGGAGUUGUUGGUAUGACAGGUACAAUAAGCAGCUUGAUUGGUAUAUGGUUUCAGUGGCGAAAAACCGCAGUCCUGGAGCCGCAAAGAUAA